AAGCCAUUUUGGCCCAAGCCAUGCUGAACGUUGCCGCAGCGACAGCCCUCUUGGUGGCUGCAGCGCGCUGGCAAUAGGAGCCUCCUGCUCCUCCUCCCGCUCAUCCUGCCACCCCGCUUCUUCCCUGAUGUGGAAGCAGCAGGGGCGCCACCCCCGGAUCUCGGGGCCCCGGGCUUCCUGCCUCCCGGCCGCGGACGGAGCAUGGGCGCCACGUGCUGCCAGGAGGGGGGCGCCAGCGUCGAGCCCGUGCCGCCGGGUGCGCGCGCCGGCUGGCACAGGGUGGAGAUGGCCGCCACCGGCCUCGGGCUGCAGGUGCCGGGCCUGCAGGCCUUCCACACCUCCGUCCUGGUGGACGGCCUGGAGUACUGCUUCGGCCCUUCCGGCGUGAGCGUUUCGAAAGGCUGUGGCAGCCAUCGGCAGUUCGUGAGCAGCCCUCCGACGGUGUUGGCCAUGGGCUACUCGCGGAUCUCGGGUGACGAGAUGAGGAGGGCCCUCUCCCCGCUGUUCCGGGCGGGCAGCUACGACCUGCUGCGGAAGAAUUGCAAUGCCUUCAGCGACUGCGCCCUCUACUACCUCCUCGGCGCCCGCCUCGCGUGGCGGUACCGCGGGCUCGACCAGAUCGGCGCCGCCCUGGGCGGCCAGCGCUCCGGGCUCGCGCAGGGCAUCCUGCGGGCCGCCGUGGGGGGGGCCUACGUCCCCAACCCUGCGGCCGCGGGCUUCAGCCUCGACGCGAGCCUCCAGAAGCUGAGCGAGGCCGGCGAGGUGCGGCGGUCGAGCAAGGCCUCGAAGCCCAGGAGGAGCUCCACUGGAGGAGGCCGAGGUCCUCCCGGCGACCUCCCCAAGAUGUCGCCGAGGUCCUCAGGCGGCGAGCGGCCGGCGACCUCCGCCGCGGGGCAGCAUCCCAGCCCUCGAUCGCCGCGGCCGCCGCUGGGGUCCUCCCGGAGGAGGUCCCCGGUGAGGGCCGAGGCCUGGGUCAACUAGCGGCCACUGCUGGCGCUGUUGUCCAGUUGCUUGCCCCUGUGGCCGUGGAGAGUCCCGCCCAGAGAUGGGGUCGAGCCUUGCGUUAAUGACUUUUGAGCGGCGUUGUCUUAGGUUCCGUCUCACGUCCUUGAGCGUCGGUGUGCAGUCGGGAGAUGUGUCUGACACGUAGUAUAGCACUCCCAGAUCUGCUGCCGCGCCUCAACGGGGGAGGUCACCACCAGCCUGAAACAUCUACCCAUCCAUGUUGAGCCUUGUCUCGGUGCCGAUCUUGAGGACACCCUCAGCUUCAGAGGGGGCAUACCUAGGACUGGCAUUGCCUUGGGCUUGUCAAUCUGUUGGAUAGGUCGGCCACGCACGGGCCUGCCGCG
Molecule: messenger RNA, 1349 nt
Organism: Prorocentrum cordatum
Lineage: Eukaryota; Dinophyceae; Prorocentrales; Prorocentraceae
Source: the annotation of a GenBank genome assembly